This is a messenger RNA of Auxenochlorella protothecoides, 849 nucleotides long. RefSeq names its product 40S ribosomal protein Sa-2. NCBI's taxonomy places the organism in Eukaryota, Viridiplantae, Chlorophyta, Trebouxiophyceae, Chlorellales, Chlorellaceae. The record is from RefSeq and is a predicted model, not a curated record. Gene Ontology annotation, molecular function: structural constituent of ribosome. Gene Ontology annotation, cellular component: cytosolic small ribosomal subunit; 90S preribosome; ribosome. The coding region runs from base 1 to 849 and encodes 282 amino acids. The transcript is spliced from 2 exons. Gene Ontology annotation, biological process: cytoplasmic translation; ribosomal small subunit assembly.
AUGGCUGACCAACGCGGUAACGAUGUGGCGCUGCUGCUGGCCGCUCAGAGCCACCUGGGCACCAAGAACUGCACCGCGCACAUGGAGCGCUAUGUGCACAAGCGCCGCAGCGAUGGCAUCUUCGUGUUCAACCUGGGCCGCACCUACGAGAAGCUCCAGCUGGCCGCUCGCGUCAUCGUGGCCAUCGAGAACCCCCAGGACGUGGUUGCCAUCUCCGCCCGGCCAUACGGCCAGCGCGGUGUGCUGAAGUUCGCCACCUACACCGGUGCCCGCGCCACCGUGGGUCGCCACACACCCGGUGCGUUCACCAACCAGCUGCAGAAGGGUUUCGAGGAGCCCCGCCUGCUGAUCGUGACGGACCCCCGCACCGACCACCAGGCCAUCAAGGAGGCGGCGUACAUGAACAUCCCCGUCAUCGCCUUCACCGACACCGACUCCGACCUGGCCGGCAUCGACAUCGCCAUCCCCGCCAACAACAAGGGCAAGCACUCCAUCGGCGUGCUCUUCUACCUGCUCACCCGUCUGGUGCUGCAGGCGCGCGGCACCGUGUCCGCCGCCUCCCCCUGGGACGUCAUGGUCGACAUGUUCUUCUACCGCGAGCCUGAGGAGGCCAAGGAGGAGGCCGCCCCCGAGGCCGAGGCCGCGGCCGAGUACGUCGCCGACGCCGCCUUCCCCGGUGCGGAGGAGGGCGCCGGCUUCGACGCCUCCUACAACACCGGCUUCCCGGCGGCUGCGCCGGAGUUCGCCACCGGCUUUGACGCCGCGCCGUCCUUUGAGCCCGCAGCCGCGCCCGCGGCCGGCGGCGACGCCGCGUUCGCACAGGCCCAGGACUUUGGCGGCGGCUUCUGA